Messenger RNA from Paramecium octaurelia, 1937 nucleotides. Lineage: Eukaryota; Ciliophora; Oligohymenophorea; Peniculida; Parameciidae. The record is from the annotation of a GenBank genome assembly.
AUGAAAACAAUUAUCAUAAUAACACUUAUUUUCGUUUGCCUUUCUAAAAAUGCUAAUGUAACAAGAGAGUUAGAAAUAGGAGUUAUUUAAUUUGAGGAAGCCAAAGGAUCAUAAAUUUAUAAUCAAGUAUUUUCCUAUUAAAUCCCAGCUAGUCCGAUUUGAUACUCCAUUCGCAAAACUUCCUUAAGUGGCUUUGGCCUUGGUAGAACAUACAUCUACAACAGCUCUAUUUGCAAAAGUGAAAAACAUAACCCAGCAUGAUUUCAUCAUCCAAUUUUUUAGUGCUGUCACUUUGAAUGCAACUUACAGAUAUUUAGCAACUACAGAUGCAGAUGUUUACAUCAACUGUUCAAAUUUCAGAGCUACCCAACAAGCUAUAUUUAGAUACCCUUAACUCUAGUCAAAUGUAGAAGCCAUGGCUUUUCUUGUUGGUUAUCAUCAUAAUGGAUUUGUUAAUAUUUCUAUAGAUUAGAGCAACAAUCUAGCAAAGUUAUAAAUUAAUACAAAUGAUGUAUAAUCAACAGCCAUAGGGAUGUGUUUGAUUGUUGGAAGCAAUCUUAGAUUUGGUGAUGAGGCAGAUACUCCAAAAUUUAGUGGAAGAGUAAGCAGUCAAGGAUAGACAAGGUCAUUGUCAUUCGUAGCAAGUAUUUUAAAAAUAUUAUUUAUUGAGGUUUAAUAAAGUAGUGAACAAGCAAAAGAGAAAAAUAGAGAAACGUUAACUGAUUUGGUAAAAAUUGUAAUUAACUAAAGAAAACCUUUUUUGAUAAAGACUAAAUAGUGGAAGCACCAUCAUAGAGUAGCGAAUAGUUUAUUGAAGUUCCAGAAAGAGAGUCAAUAAAUGAUCAAAAUUUGAAUUAAUUAGAUGUGCAGGAAGUUUCAGAAUCUUAAGAUGAAGAAGAAAUCUAAGAGUUCGAAUAGGAAAUAUAAGAUGAUACAAUUUAAGAAGAGAAUUCUGAUGAUGACAUUAGUGAAGAGGAAGAUGAUGAAUACUUUUGGAGCUCAAAAGAUAAGCAAUAGUAAUAAUCUAAUGUUGAUUUUGAAUUAUAAUUAACUUUGCUUCAAGAUGCUUUAAAAAAGAAACCUUAGAUUUAAUAAUAAACUAUUAAAGAAAUAAUUAAAAAUUCUCCUGGUAAUUAGAAAGAAAAGAAAUAAAAAUAGUCUAUAAAAAAAUAAAAAGAAACAACUUAGAAGCAUAAUACUCAAGAACCAAUUGAAUAAACAAAUUACACUAAUGAAACUCUUAAUACUUAAAUAUUGAAUAAUGAAGAAAUUGAUAUGCAACUGUAAUAAAAAGAAUCCCAUGUGAGAUCAUUAAAAAAAGCAUUAAAAUUAGUGGAUACAGUUAAAGAAAAGGAAUUGGAAAUUCUAUUUCCCUAAAUUGAAAACCAAAAAGAAUAAUUAAAUAAUCAAGUAUUGAAUGAUGUUAAGGUUGAUAAUAAAAUUUAGGAGGACCCAGAAUUGCCAAAACUAAUUGGAUAUAAAAGUCCAUUGAUUGAUGAUAUUCCAAAAAUGGAAGAAAUUAUUCAGGUGAAAUAAAAGGAAAAGAAGUUUACAUAGAAGCUUGAUGGUUACAUGCAGAGUUUUUCAUAAGAUACUUUUACUUAGAAAGUCCAAAAAAAAAAGGAAGAGGAUUAAAUUAAAUAGAUUGAAUCUAUAGAGAAAGAAACAAUAUAGUAUGAAUAGGCACAAUUAAUUCAACUUAAGGGUCAGUCUCAUUCAGCUAAAGUUGUUUAUGAAGCUUCUGAAGAAUCUCUAAGAAAAUUUGAGGAAGAUUUUGAAAGAAGAAAAUGUACAUUUUUAUAUUUAAGAUAGAGGAAAAAAUGAAAGAAAUUAAAUAACAAUUAAUUCCAGAGAAUAAGCCAACUAAAAUUAAAUUUUUGUCUUUAGCUUAAGAGGACGAAUAGCUGAAAUCAUAUAAGGAUUUCUUUUACAAUUGA